Cuscuta europaea is the source of this 1388-nucleotide messenger RNA. NCBI's taxonomy places the organism in Eukaryota, Viridiplantae, Streptophyta, Magnoliopsida, Solanales, Convolvulaceae. The record is from the annotation of a GenBank genome assembly.
CUUGCUCCUCGUGUUUUCUCUCUCACUCUUUCCGAAAAGGCAAAAACCAAACGCUUAAAUAAAGCAAAUCCGCAUUCUGCCUUCCUACUCGCCACUUCUUUUGCAUGUUCUCUCACUCAUUCACGUUUUCUCCCCUGCCUCUAACCUCUUCUCUUUAUAUACAUUGCCCCACCGCACCACCACUUUCACUCAUCCAUCUAUGGCGGUCCAAGCCACGCAUCUCAAUCUCUUCCAAUCCCAGCAACCAUUCAUCCCCAACAGAGAGUUUUUGCAGGGGAAUCAGUUCGGAUUCGAUAAUGGCGAGAUGAGACCGGCGGCUAUGCCCCUCAACCUCCCCGCCGCCGCCGCCGCAUUGCCCGGGCGUGCGUAUCCUCUCCACCCGUCUCUGCUUUCGGACUCUGUUCAGGCGAAAACCUCGAUGAACACCGAUAGCUGUUUGACUUAUAAUCUCCAGCAACAGGUUCCCAGGAAGCGAUCCAGAGAUUCACUCCAUCCUUCUCCGGCCGCCGUCCCUCAGAAGCCCAACCUCCAUCAAAUCUCAUCUUUCUUCGGCGAAGACGACGUUCUCCCCAUCGUUCAACAGUAUCAGUUGGAUAUAGACAGCAUCGUUUCUCACCAUACGAAAAAGAUAAAAAUGGAAUUCGAGGAGCGACAGAAGCAACAUGGGAGGGUGUUGGUCGCAUCGAUCGGAGAAAGGGUGAUGAAGAAACUGAAGGAGAAAGACGAUCAUAUUCAGAGGAUGAUGAAAUUGAACAUGGCGCUUCAGGAGAAGCUCAAAAAUCUCUACGUCGAGAACCAACUAUGGCGGGAUCUGGCUCAGUCCAACGAAGCCACCGCCAAUUCUCUCCGUUCCGACCUGGAACAGGUUUUGAAUCACAUCGGCGGCGAGCGCAUCUCCGGCGGAGGUGCGGCGGAGGAAGAAGACGCCGGGUCUUGUUGCGGAAGCUAUAAUCCACGGCACGAGGAACCGGAAGUGGGCACUGGGCAGCCGGAGACCGAACGCGCCGGCGACAGGAUGUGCCGGAAGUGCGGCGAAAGGGAAUCCACUGUGUUGCUGUUGCCAUGUCGCCAUCUAUGUCUCUGCUCCGUUUGUGGGUCCACCACAAUGCCCAGAAACUGCCCUAUCUGCAACUCCUCCAUGAAUGCUACUGUUCAUGUUAACUUGGCUUCUUGAUAUUUUCUUCACCGUUCGUUGUAGAAAUCAAUAGAAGUAGUAGUUUUUUUUUACCCUUUUUUGGUGUAGAAAGAAAAAUACCAAAAAGAAGAAAAAUACCAGACGACGAAUCAGUAUAAAUCUUUUUUUUAACCAGAAAGUAGGAAAGGCAAUUGUUCAUUCUUUAUAUGUACUCCCUACCUAAUUUGUUAAUCUAUAUUUAUCUUUAUCCUAA